GCUGACGUCACGAAUGCGUUCUCGCUUGUCAUUGUGCAAUGGUCUCUUUUCACUAAGUGAGCUCCGUGUCCUCGAGAGAAGAAGCUAAUUGGCUCGCCCAGUUAGCGUAAUUAAACGUGACGCCGGCCGGAAGUGUAACAUCGCCCGGAUUUAAAUCACUUGGACUGCGCCGCCUGGCUCCUCCUUGUGGACAAAAUGAGCCCCGAAAAGAGAGACUGUACGGUCAGCGUUAGCCGACUGCGACACAGCACGAGCUAGCUAGCCUGCUAAGCUAAGCUAGUUCGCCCAGGCGUCUGGAUUCGGGACGUGGACGCGCGCGUACAGACAGGGGGGCUCCCCAGUCACCCCCAUGUUCCUCCGAUGAAACCCCUUAACUCCAUGAAACGAGCCCCGCAUCCCACUCCUCAAAGCGGUGACGACGCCUUCCUCCAUGAGCCAGUCUCCUGGCAACCAGUAGCCAAUCAGCACCCGGGAUCUCUCUCUGUAGUAACCACAGUGUGGGGCGUGACCAAUCCCACGCACAGCCAGGUGAUCAGAGCGCCACCUAUGGGUCCCGGAGACAGCACGGGCGGUCACAUGAUGCCCGGCGGCGGCGGCGGGCCCGGUAUGUCCGGCGCCAUGGGCCCGCAGUUCAUGAGCCAGCAGGCGUACGGCGAUGCCAUGUCCAAAGGCUACGGCCAGCCGCUCAUGUAUGGACGCCCUAACGCGGCGUACAACCCCGUGGCGGCCUACGGCGGCAGUUACCCCGGUAACAGCGGCGGCAUGGGUGUGCGCCCCUCCUCGGACUUCACCACCGCCGCCGCCGCCGCCGUGGCAGCCGCCACGGCCACGGCCACCGCCACCGCCACCGUGGCGGCCAUCCAGGAGAAGCAGAACCAGGACAUCAACUACGCUCAGAUGGGCGGAGCCCCCUCGUACAGCCCCCAGUUCAUGUCCCACGGCCCUCGUGGACCCCCGGCCAUGCACCAAGGCGGUAUGGUCUCAAGCAGGCCCGGACCACCGCCACCUUCUGGCGGGGGCUUGUACCCCCCGCACCCCGGAGCCACCCAGAAGAUGCAUGGAGGAGGAGGAAGUGGCGGGUAUCCUGGUGCGACCCAGGGACUCAAACGCACCUUCCACUCUGAGUUCGGCGGCGGCGGGAUGUCGUCCAUGCCGCCGUACCCUCAGCAGCCUCUGCAGUACCCCCCCGGCCCGCAGCAACGGUGCGCCCCCUCCCCCUCGUACCCGUCCGGCCGCAUGCCCCCCAUGAGCCAGUACGGCUCCGGCUCGCACAGCAACCCGCCGCCGUUCCCCCCCGGUGGCGGCCAGCCCAACCCGCCCCAGUACUACAAGUCGGAAGUGUUUAAUGGGCAGACAAGCCUGUCCCCUGCAGGCCCGGGAGGAUAUAGCGCCUUCACUCAGGCGGCAUCCAGCGGGCCGGGCCGAGGCGGAGGGAUGCCCGGGUACCCCAGCUCCCCCAUGGGCGGCAAUCCCACACCUCCCAUGACUCCCGGCACCUCUGUGCCGCCUUACCUCUCCCCGGGUCAGGACACCAAGCCCCCCUACAUGCCCCCUGACGUCAAAAGCAACAUGGGCAGCCCGCCGCCCGCCACAGGUAACCCGAGCGACGACCUUCGCCUGACCUUCCCAGUGCGGGAUGGCGUAGUGUUGGAGCCUUUCAGACUGGAGCACAACUUGGCCGUCAGCAACCACGCCUUCCAGCUUCGAGACUCCGUCUACAAAACGCUCAUGAUGAGGCCAGAUCUGGAGCUGCAGUUCAAGUGCUACCACCACGAGGACCGGCAGAUGAACACCAACUGGCCCGCUUCGGUGCAGGUGAGCGUCAACGCCACGCCCUUGUCCAUCGAGCGCGGCGACAACAAGACCUCCCACAAGGCUUUGUACCUCAAGCAAGUGUGCCAGCCCGGACGCAACACGGUCCAGAUCACCGUCACCGCCUGCUGCUGCUCGCACCUGUUCGUGCUGCAGCUGGUCCAUCGGCCCUCCGUCAGGUCGGUGCUGCAGGGGCUCAUGAAGAAGAGGCUGCUGCCCGCAGAACACUGCAUCACCAAGAUCAAGAGAAACUUCAGCAGCGGCACCAUCCCCGGGACCCCCGGGCUAAACGGAGAGGACGGCGUGGAGCAAACGGCCAUCAAAGUGUCGCUCAAGUGUCCGAUCACCUUCCGACGCAUCCAGCUGCCGGCGCGUGGACACGACUGCCGCCACAUACAGUGUUUCGACCUGGAGUCGUACUUGCAGCUCAACUGUGAGAGAGGAACGUGGAGAUGUCCCGUCUGCAAUAAGACUGCGCUGCUGGAGGGACUGGAAGUGGACCAGUACAUGUUGGGGAUCCUGGUCUACAUCCAGAAUUCCGACUACGAGGAGAUCACCAUCGACCCGCUGUGCGGCUGGCGGCCGGUGCCCGUCAAGCCCGACCUGCACGUGAAGGAGGAGCCCGACGGGCCGGCGCUGAAACGCUGUCGCACCGUCAGCCCGAGUCACAUGGUGCUGCCCAACGUCAUGGAAAUGAUCGCCGCGCUGGGACCCGCCUCCUCGCCGUACGCUGCCGGCGGGCCGCCGGCGGGGGGCGGCAGGGGCAGCCCCGACUACAACAGGCCUGGGAGUCGAGGCUUUGCCAGCCAAUCGGCUUUCCCCGAAUUCCCCAACACUCCCGGCACGCCCACCCUAGGGGAGUACCCUUCCUCCGGCCCGCCGCUGUCCUACCAGGCCGAGCAGGCGCCGCACCCGCCCCACAAUGCCUUGCUCCCGCAGCACGCCGGCCAGAGCCUCGGCGACGAGAGGAGCGGCGUCGCCUCCCACAACGCGCGGCCGCACGCCGAGGGCUCCUUCGCCCUGGGAGCCCCCCCGGGAGGGGCCGGAGGGGAGGCGGCGGAUCACUCGCUAGAUGCCAAAAUUUGAAGUGACCAAAAAGGUGGAGCAAUUAAGCGAUGACACUGACGCACACGUCAGCGCUUGGAUGCCAAAAAGGAGGAGUUGGAUGAAACGGCGUCGCUAGGACUGAUGGGAGGCAAACAAAAAAAAUUGAAAUCAAAUAAUUGAUCAAGUCCCAGCCUUAAUUAAAACCAUUUUAAAAAAGUGUGUUUUUAUCAAGUGCAAUCAAUAUACUGUACGUACCGGAGUAUUCGUGUGUGGGAUGUGUGCCAUAAAGGGGCGUGGCCUCGCGAGCGGCGUCAGCCGUGAGUGUCCGGGUGUGAGCUGUGGUCACCAGCAGCUCCUUGCCAGUGUUGUCAUUUUGUGUUUGUGUUUGACUGUUUGUCUCGUCAACUGAGGCUCUCCUUGCCCACAUGCCAGGGCAUCGCAGUACUGUCAUUGUUCCAUUUUUCUUUACUUCACAUUUGAGUUACGUAUUAGAAAAUAUUAUAAAAAUGUGACUUUUAACCAUGGGGGAAAAAUAUGACUAAUAAAAAUAAGACAUUGUAUUUUUCUCAAAGCAAUAAUUUUUGUGUCAGGUAUAUAUAUUACUUAAAAAAAAAAUAACUACUACUAUUCUUGGGGGGGGGGGGGGAAUGAGAAAAAUCCAAGAAAUUACAACCCCAAUUCCAAUGAAGUUUAGACGUUGUGUUAAACAUAAAUAAAAACAGAAUACAAUGAUUUGCAAAUCGUGUUCAACCUAUAUUUAAUUGAAUACAGUACAAAGACAAGAUAGUUAAUGUUCAAACUGAUCAACUUGAUUGUUUUAAGCAAAUAAUCAUGAACUUAGAAUUUGAUGGCUGCAACACAUUCCAAAAAAGCUGGGACAGGUGGCAAAAAAGAGUGAGGAAGUUGAGGAAUGCUCAUGAAACACGUGUUUGGAACAUCCCACAGGUGAACAGGCUCAUUGGGAACAGGUGGGCGCCAUGAUUGGGUAGAAAAGGAGCUUCCCUGAAUUCACAAGUCAUUCACAAGCAAAGAUGGGGCGAGGUUCACCUCUUUGGGAACAAGUGCGUGAGAAAAUAGUCCCAACAGUUUAAGGACAAUGUUCCUCAACGGGCAAUUGCAAGGAAUUUAGGGAUUUCAUCAUCUACGGUCCAUAAUGUCAUCAAAAGGUUCAGAGAAUCUGGAGAAAUCGCUGCAUGUAAGCGGCAAGGCCGAAAACCGACAUUGAAUGCCCGUGACCUUCGAUCCCUCGGGUGGCCCUGCAUCAAAAACCGACAUCAGUGUGUAAAGGAUAUCACCGCAUGGCUCAGGAACACUUCAGAAAACCAAUGUCAGUAAAUACAAUUCAGCGCUACGUCCGUAAGUGCAACUUGAAACUAUACUAUGCAAAGCAAAAGCCAUUUAUCAACAACACCCAGAAACGCCGCCGGCUUCUCUGGGCCGAGCUCAUCUAAGAUGGACCGACGCAAAGUGGAAAAGUGUUCUGUGGUCCAACGAGUCAGCAUUUCAAAUAGUUUUUGGAAAUUGUGGACGUCGUGACCUCCGGGCCAAAGUGGAAAAGAACCAUCCGGACUGUUAUGGACGCAAAGUUCAAAAGCCAGCAUCUGUGAUGGUAUGGCGCUGUGUUAGUGCCAAUGGCAUGGCUAACUUACACAUCUGUGAAUGCACCAUUAAUGCUGAAAGGUACAUGCAGGUUUUGGAGAAAAUACGCUGCCAUCCAAGCGACGGCUUUUUCACGGACGCUCCUGCUUAUUUUAGCAAGACAGUGCCAAACCACGUUCUGCACGUGUUACAACAGCGUGGCUUCGUAGUAAAAGAGUGCGGGUACUAGACUGGCCUGCCUGCAGUCCAGACCUGUCUCCCGUUGAAAAUGUGUGGCGCAUUAUGAAGUGUAAAAUACGACAACGGAGACCCCGGACUGUUGCACAGCUGAAGCUGUACAUCGAGCGAGAAUGGGAAAGAAUUCCACCUACCAAGCUUCAACAAUUAGUGUCCUCAGUUGCCAAACGUUUAUUGAAUGUUGUUCAAAGAAAAGGUGAAGUAACACAGUGGUAAACAUGACCCUGUCCCAGCUUUUUGGAACGUGUUGCAGACAUAAAAUUCUAAGUUCAUGAUUAUUUGCUAAAAACAAUCAAGUUGAUCAGUUUGAACAUGAAAUAUCUUUUCUUUGUAGUGUAUUCAAUUAAAUAUAGGUGGAACAUGAUUUGCAAAUCAUUGCAUUCUGUUUUUAUUUAUGUUUAACACGUCCCAACUUCAUUGGAAUUGGGGUUGUAUUUUAUAUAUAUAUAUAUAUAUAUGUGUGUAAGUCCACGUUCUCUUCUUCCAACUGAAAUUUUGAAAUUUUGGCUCGGAACAAAAUUGACCAAGUGAUACUAGUAACUGUAAAAACUUGAGGGUAGCGCGGUAUUUGGCUAUUGUACAGCUUGAUUGAUGUACUGCAUUUGUGUGUGUGUGUGUGUGUGUGCGUGUG
Messenger RNA from Phyllopteryx taeniolatus (common seadragon), 5326 nucleotides. It is a transcript of the gene zmiz2, whose product is annotated as zinc finger, MIZ-type containing 2. Gene Ontology annotation, molecular function: zinc ion binding; SUMO ligase activity. Lineage: Eukaryota; Metazoa; Chordata; Actinopteri; Syngnathiformes; Syngnathidae. Gene Ontology annotation, biological process: regulation of transcription by RNA polymerase II; protein sumoylation. The coding region runs from base 361 to 2898 and encodes 845 amino acids. The record is from RefSeq and is a predicted model, not a curated record. The transcript is spliced from 20 exons.